AUGGCACGAGUACAACGUCUAGCAAUUCUUCUUACCCUGGCGGCGCUGGUUGCAGCUAAACCACCGCGACCGAAGAUUGUCGGUGGCGAGGAAGCGAUUCCGCACGAGUUCCCGUACCAGAUCUCGCUGCAGUGGAACUACAACCAGGACGAUCAGGAACCGUUCCACUUCUGCGGUGGUUCGCUAAUUGCUGACCGGUAUGUGCUUACCGCUGCCCAUUGCGUGCCUAGUGCCAUUUCGCCCGACGGUUUCGCAGAAGCCGUCGCCGGAGAGCACGAUUUCAGCCAGUUUGAUUCAUCAGUACAACGGCGUCGCAUCGUGGAGAUGUUCGUGCACGAGGACUACGCAGGUGGAGUUGGACCCAACGACAUUGCUGUGUUCCGCGUCGAGGAACCAUUCCGUCUGAAUCGUAAAGUGCAGCUGGUCACCUUGCCGGAACCGAACGCACUUCCUACGGGAGUGUGCACCAUCAGCGGAUGGGGAUCAACUUCGUUCACGGCGUCCCCCAGCUAUCCGGACACUCUUAUGAAAACGACCUUACCCAUCAUGGAUCUGGACUUGUGCCGUGAAAUCUACCAAACGAACCUGAUCGAAGAUAGCAACAUCUGCGCCGGUACGAUGGAAGGUACCUCGAGCGUCUGCUCUGGCGACUCCGGCGGACCUCUCGUUGAAACCGUCGAUGCUAUCGUGCAGGUUGGCAUCGUUUCCUGGGGAGGUAUUCCGUGCGGUGGUUACAGAAACCCAGGAGUAUUCGUUCGUGUUUCAUACUUUAUUGACUGGAUCAAUGACAAAAUCAACAACUAA
Molecule: messenger RNA, 804 nt
Organism: Anopheles marshallii
Lineage: Eukaryota; Metazoa; Arthropoda; Insecta; Diptera; Culicidae
Product: trypsin-1-like
Exons: 2
Coding region: 1-804 (267 amino acids)
Biological process (GO): proteolysis
Molecular function (GO): serine-type endopeptidase activity
Source: RefSeq, a predicted model, not a curated record